Messenger RNA from Pollicipes pollicipes, 3381 nucleotides. Its product is annotated as peroxidase. Lineage: Eukaryota; Metazoa; Arthropoda; Thecostraca; Pollicipedomorpha; Pollicipedidae. Bases 474 to 3053 code for a protein of 859 amino acids. Gene Ontology annotation, molecular function: heme binding; peroxidase activity. Gene Ontology annotation, biological process: response to oxidative stress. The transcript has 2 exons. The record is from RefSeq and is a predicted model, not a curated record.
UAACAAUUAGAUGCGUUUUAUCUUCAUCAGCUGAUUUAAUCCAGGACAAUUUGACCCAGACUGCGUCAAAAAUUAAGAAAAAAUUUGCCAAACUGCCCUCAAAUUUUAGGCUUCUAUAAAUGUUUGAGUAAGCGUCGUGUCAAAGAGGUUCAGUCGCUAGGCUACAGACGGGUCAAGUCGUUAUGCAGCAGUUGGCUGCAUUACGAGCUCGUUCUUGGAAUCACGGUGGGAAUACCGCCGCCACAUUGGAAUCUUCCCAUCGAGGCCGGCAGACACGAGGCCAGGCGCACUGAUCGCGUAUAAAAAGGCCAACCGCCGGCCAGAUAUAAACACAGAGAGCGCUGAGCUGCCGCCGCCAGCACUGCAGCGCAGCCCCGCCCACCAGCGGAGGUCAGGACUGGUCGGUUGUACCCUGGGAGACCGGGACAUAUCGGACAGCACUCCGGUCAGAUCAGGACCACUGCCGAGUCACCAUGAGAGCCACUCUUCUUUGGACGGCCCUGCUGCUGUCGGCGCUAUGUUCGAACGGAGUCCGAGCCGCCCGCUGCAACUGUCAGCCGACCUGGCGAUGCCCGGAGGCGCGCGCCGCGGGCGCAAGAUCGUGCCGGGUGCGCGGCUACCUGCGGGGCUACUGCUGCCCGCAGAGCGGUGGCACUGGCACGGGCACAAGCGGUGGUUUGCAACGCAACUGCCGGCCGCUCGUGCUGUGCCCGGCAGCGGUGGCUGACCCGGCCAGCUUCGGCCGCCAGAGGUGUCGGCUGGGCGACGGCUCGACUGGCGUCAUGUGCAGCGACCGCGGCAUCAAUCCGAUGCAGGGGGCAACGUCUUCGCUUGGUUUCCGGAUGGGUGACCGGAGGGACGCUGCGCGGCCACUCGCCAGUGCCCAGGUACUCACUCAGUCCGUCAUGGUUGCCACAGGCGGCGACAUGCAAGAAGCGGCCAGAGAAGCCACGCGCGACAUCCAAAAUCAGAUACAGCAGGGCGGCCAGUCGGCGCCCAGGGACUCCCCAGUGGGAGUCUUCAACCUCAACUUCCGUUCCAGUCAGGCAGUGCAGGAACUCGGCCUGCAGGGCCUACGGAACCAACUGGCACUUCAAGCCCUUAACGAGCAGGGUGGCGGAGACAUGGUGCAGCUCGUCUCCAGAUUCAACAAUGAGGAGGCUGGUACCAGCGCGUUUCCGGCGCAGCCCACACUCCUUCCCAACUGCACCGUGGCGGAGCCCAUCGUCUGCCGGAGCAGUAUCUACCGCACAGUGAACGGAGAGUGCAACAACCUGCAACGUCCGCGCGAAGGCAGUGCGCUGACUGGCUUUAAACGGCUGCUCGAGAGCACGUUUGAUGAUGGCUUCGCAUCCAUCCGCUCCCGGAGCGUGACAGGCCGGCCGCUGCCAAGUCCACGACUCAUCAGCGAGCGCGUGGUGGAGACCAUUUCGAGCGAACUCAACGGCUUCACCCUGUCCGUGAUGCAGUGGGGCCAGUUUGUUGACCACGACUUCAACCACGCGCUUGUCUUCAACCUGGGCGCCGCUGGCAGCAUCGAGUGCUGCGAGGAUGACGGCCGCACGCUGCCGACAACACCCCUGCACCCGCAGUGCAUCCCUAUCCCCAUCCCGGUCGACGACCCGUUCUACAGCCGGUUCGGCCAGCGCUGCAUGAGCCUGGUGCGUUCGCUGCCGGCACCGUCCCUGGACUGCAUCGCACGCCCUUCUACGCCCAUCAAUGAGCUCACCUCGCACCUGGACGCUUCCAACCUGUACGGCAGCGAGCAGGAGGAACAGGACGGACUGCGUACCUUCAGUGACGGCCUGUUGAUCACCUCCAACAACAACCUGCUGCCACUCUCCAGUACGCCAGCCCGCCAGCGCACCACGCCGCGACCCACCUUCCGCCCCGGUCACCGCCGCCCGUACUCCAGACUCGGGAAGCGAUCAGCACGUCAACGUCGUCAGGCCGCAAUACAGGAGCCGUGCGUGAACGACGCCAGCGUUUGCUUCCGUGGUGGUGAGUCGCGUGUCAAUGAGCAGAGCGCCCUGACCGUCAUGCACACCAUCUUCACACGUGAGCACAACCGCGUGGCAGGCGCACUGAAGCAGAUCCACCGCAACUGGGACGACGAGAAGCUGUUCCAGGAGGCGCGGCGGAUCGUGAUCGCCGAGUGGCAGCACAUCAUCUACAACGAGUGGCUGCCAAUCAUUGUUGGGUUCGACUACGCCCGGAAUCAUGACCUGCUGCCGAUGACUUCCGGCUUCUCCACCUUCUACGAUGAGCUUGUAGACCCAAGCGCAUCCAACGAGUUUGCGACUGCUGCCUUCCGCUUCGGUCACUCAUUGCUGCGUGACAUGUAUCACCUGAUCAACGCUAACGGCGACAUCAUCCAAUCUGUUAAUGUUACGAAGACGUUUUUCAAUCCGACUGUGGUGGGACAGAGAUUCGUCGAGCACGCGCGGACUCUGGUGGCCACGCGACCCGAGACAUUCGACGCCAACGUCAUCAGUGGUGUCCAUGAACAGCUGUUCACGACCAACUUCCAAUUUGGAUUGGACCUGAUCUCGCUCAACAUCCAACGAGGACGUGAUCACGCAAUCCCCACGUACGUGACCGUGCUGAAGGCCUGCAGGGGCGACACCGUUUCCAGCUGGGGCGACCUCAACCGCCUUAUGAGCUCCAGGGCCAUCGACCAGCUGCGCUCCCUCUACGAUGACCCACAGGAUGUGGACCUCUUCAUCGGCGGUCUGGCUGAACGGCGAGCCGCUGGUGCUCAAGUGGGGCCCACCUUCCAGUGCUUGAUCGGACAACAGUUCUUCGACGUUCGUUUCGGAGACCGCUUCUUCUACGACAACGGCGGCUUUCCGCACAGUUUUACAGCCGCCCAGCUGGCGGAGAUCAGGAAGAGCAGCUGGGCGCGCAUAAUGUGCGACACGCUUGGUCCCGAGUUCGGAAACGACUUCACGCAAGUGCAGCCGCUGGCGUUUGUAGAGUAUACGGUGGGACCAAACGGAGUAAGCUCAUGCAACUCGCAGGCUAUUCCCAGUAUGAAUCUAGCGGUGUUCUAACUGACCAGCGAACUCGCCUGUCCGUCUGUUCGAUCCCGAAUUGUGUGCACGAUCGCGCACACGUCAGCUUGGGGCGCGUUCGCUGUGAUGCUAUGAAGUCUCACGUGAGAGGUCGCGACGUCAACAGAUUCCUGAUGGCGCCUGACGAUGAUGAUGCUUAACAGAUGCGCAAUUCGGAUAUUGGCAGCAUUCGUACUGAAUUCGAUUAUGCAUUAAAUAACAGCCGGCUAGACAUUUUAAAAGAAUGAGAGUAGCCUCACUGCUCGUACAGAAGUACGCGUGAAUGUUUUGGGGACAAAAAUAAAUGCAUUUUAGGCACUCACUAAAG